CAGUCUGUUUAGAGGUCUAGGCUGAAGCCGGGCUUCCCAGUCUCUGUCCCUCUCGUUUGGGACUCCUGGCCGGCUGCCACUGUUCUCCAAGGCUCAAUCCUCCGUCACUGUGUUGUCUCCUGUUCCUGUUUUGUGUUUUGUGAACGCCAGGCCCCUCUGGGUUCUCAUGUUCACCUCCAGGCAAGGUCUGUACCUCAAGCCCUUCCCAUAGGCCUGCCUUAUCCCAGAGCUGCCACCAUGGUUUGUCCCAGGGAGCCUCCCCACCCUUUCCUGGGCUUGCCAAUUCUUGCGUGGGGUCUCAGAGGUGCCUACACAUUUAGAGAGGACUGGAGAUGAGAGCUGAGAGAAUGACAGAGAGGGGCUCGGAAGUCCCUCUGGAGCAUUUGCUGGGCUACUGACUAAUGGGCACCCGGUACAGGUACAUAGAGGGAGACCGCCCCGGGUCCCAAACAUAUCACAGUGAGUCUGCACCCACAGGUGGUCCUCAUCGUCAGUGGGAACCUGAGCUUCCUGAACUGGCUCACCAUCGUGCCCAGCCUGGCCUGCUUCGACGAUGCAACCUUGGGAUUCCUGUUUCCCUCAGGACCACGAGGCCUAAAGAAGCGAGUCCUGGAGAUGCAGAGGGAAGAUGCACAGAGGGUCCAGCCCAAGCCAAGAUACUUAGGCUGCGUGGUGCGGCAAGUGGCCAACAUCUCCCUGGGCAUCCUGGUGGCCUGGCUCAGCGUACCCGUGGUUAUCAACCUCCUAAGCUCCAAGCAGGUCAUGAACACCUCCUUCAACCCACUCAGGAUUGUCAACACCUAUGGGGCCUUCGGAAGUAUCACCAAAGAACGGACUGAGGUGAUCCUGCAGGGCACAGCGAACCCCAAUGCCAGUGCGCCUGAUGCAGUGUGGGAGGACUACGAAUUCAAGUGCAAACCAGGGGACCCCUGGAGGCGGCCAUGCCUCAUCUCUCCAUACCACUACCGCCUGGACUGGCUAAUGUGGUUCGCAGCUUUCCAGACCUAUGAGCAAAACGAGUGGAUCAUUCACCUGACGGGAAAGCUCCUAGCUGAUGAUGCUGAGGCCCUGUCCCUACUCGCCCUUAACCCCUUUGAGGGUAGGGCUCCUCCCAGGUGGAUCCGAGGAGAGCACUACCGAUACAAGUUCAGCCUCCCCGGUGGCCAGCACGCCGCCCAGGGCAAGUGGUGGAUACGCAAGCGAAUUGGUCCUUACUUCCCCCCACUCGGCCUGGAGGACCUGAAGGAAUACUUUAAGACUCGGGAGUGGCCACUGCCAGAGCCCCCAUCUAGACACACCCUGAAAUAAAGACCAGAGACCGCUUUUCCACCUGUACUUUGUGCUGUGGCCACGGGACCCACACAGUGACCAGGCAGCCCAUGGGUCCUGCCAAGAAGAGGUUUGAAAAAGGUCGUGCUUCCCAGCUGUCAGCCUCCUACCUCUGUCUGUCCCUGUCACCUUGCUAUCCCUUCCCCGUCGUGGAAAGAAGAGCCAGCCAGCCCCAUGCACUGCAUGUGACCACACAGUGGGGUUCCAUGGGCACCAGACCUCCCCUUUAACUGCAGGACAGCAGGUCCUCACUGUCUUCUACGUCACAGGCAGCUGUUGUUGUAAAAAUAUAAAAAUAAAAAAGUAACGGUUGUCUUUUA
Rattus rattus (black rat) is the source of this 1649-nucleotide messenger RNA. RefSeq names its product lipase maturation factor 1. Bases 616 to 1308 code for a protein of 230 amino acids. Gene Ontology annotation, biological process: protein maturation. Gene Ontology annotation, cellular component: endoplasmic reticulum membrane. The transcript is spliced from 5 exons. Lineage: Eukaryota; Metazoa; Chordata; Mammalia; Rodentia; Muridae. The record is from RefSeq and is a predicted model, not a curated record.